GCGUAUUUUGUGCUCGAUGGAGAUGCCGUUCCGGGAGGCACGCCCCGAGGACUGCGCCGGCCUGGUUCCCCCCGACGAUUCGGCCGCUCACAAAGAGGAUCUUAGCAGCAAGAUUAAAGAACAAAAAAUUGUUGUGGAUGAACUUUCUAAUCUGAAGAAGAACAGGAAAGUAUAUAGGCAGCAACAGAACAGCAACAUAUUCUUUCUUGCUGACCGAACAGAAAUGCUUUCGGAAAGCAAAAAUACAUUGGAUGAGCUGAAAAAAGAAUACCAAGAAAUAGAAAACUCAGAGAAGACCAAAAUCAAGAAAUAAUCAACUUGAUUUUCCAUAACAAUGUGUGGCAUUUGUUGUUCUGUAAGCUUUUCUAUUGAACAUUUCAACAAAGAUUUGAAAGAGGAUUUACUGUGUAAUCUUAAACGACGAGGACCUGAUAGUAGUAAGCAGUUGUUAAAGUCUAAUGUUAACUACCAGUGUUUAUUUUCUGGUCAUGUCCUUCACUUAAGAGGUGUUUUGACUGCCCAGCCUAUGGAAGAUGAAAGAGGCAAUGUGUUCCUGUGGAAUGGAGAAGUCUUUAGUGGAAUAAAGGUUGAAGCCGAAGAGAAUGAUACUCAAAUAAUGUUUAAUUACCUUUCCUCUUGUAAGAAUGAAUCUGAUAUUUUGUCACUCUUCUCAAAAGUUCAAGGUCCUUGGUCUUUUAUAUAUUAUCAAGCAUCUAGUCAUCAUUUAUGGUUUGGUAGGGAUUUUUUUGGUCGCCGUAGCUUGCUUUGGCAUUUUAGUAAUUUGGGCAAGAGUUUCUGCCUCUCUUCAGUUGGCACCCAAACAUCUGAAGUGGCCAAUCAAUGGCAAGAAGUUCCAGCAUCUGGAAUUUUCAGAAUUGAUCUCAAAUCUACUUCCAUUUCCAAAUCUGUGGUUUUAAAAUUGUAUCCUUGGAACUACAUUUCCAAGGAGGAUGUUACCAAAGAAUGUAUUAAUAGCCUGACUCAAAUUUCAGCAGUCGUGCCAACAUUUGUGUCAGUGGUAGUAAAUGAGACCAAACUUUAUCUAAAAGAUCCUAUUGUUUCUUUAAAUAUGAUGUUGCCACAAACUCCAUUUGAUAUCCAUCACAAUAAUAUUUCUAGCAUCCCACCUACAAAAGAGACACUUCAGGUCUUUCUUACUGAUGGACAUGUGAAGGAAGUAGUUCAGCAGUUAAUUGAUGUCCUGAGUAUUGCAGUCAAGAGACGAGUCUUGUGUUUACCUGGGGAUGAAUACCUGACACCAAGUGAAGUUUUGAAAACUUGUGAUAGGAAAGCAAAUGUUGCAAUUCUGUUUUCUGGGGGUAUUGAUUCCAUGGUUAUUGCAACCCUUGCUGAUCGUCAUAUUCCCUUAGAUGAACCAAUUGAUCUUCUUAAUGUGGCUUUCAUGACUAAAGAAAAGACCAUACCAACUAGUCUUAACAAAAAAAGGAGAAAACAGAAAAAUUGUGAAAUAUCUUCUGAAGAAUUGUCUCAAAAUGCUGCUGCUGCUUCUGCUGCUGUUAAUCUUGAUAAACAAUUCAGUGUACCAGAUCGAAUCACAGGAAGAGCAGGACUAAAGGAACUACAAGCUGCUAACCCUUCCCGGAUUUGGAAUUUUGUUGAAAUUAAUGUUUCUCUGGAAGAACUACAAAAAUUAAGAAGAACUCGAAUAUGCCACUUAGUUCAGCCCUUGGAUACGGUGCUGGAUGAUAGCAUUGGAUGUGCAGUCUGGUUUGCUUCCAGAGGAAUUGGCUGGUUAGUGACUCAGGGUGAAGCGAAGUCAUACCAGAGCAGUGCAAAGGUAAUUCUUACUGGAAUUGGUGCAGAUGAGCAACUUGCAGGUUAUUCUCGUCAUCGUGUCCGCUUUCAGACGCAUGGGCUGGAAGGAUUGAAUAAGGAAAUUGAGAUGGAACUAGGUCGAAUUUCUUCUAGAAAUCUUGGUCGUGAUGAUAGAGUUAUUGGUGAUCAUGGAAAAGAAGCAAGAUUUCCUUUCCUGGAUGAAAAUGUUGUCUCCUUUCUAAAUUCCCUACCAGUUUGGGAAAAGGCAAGCUUGACUUUACCCCGUGGAAUUGGUGAAAAACUAAUUUUGCGUCUUGCGGCAGUGGAACUUGGUCUUACAGCCUCUGCUCUUCUGCCGAAACGGGCCAUGCAGUUUGGAUCCAGAAUUGCAAAAAUGGAAAAAAAUCAUGAAAAGGCAUCUGAUAAAUGUGGAAGGCUUCAAGUCAUUUCCUUAGAAAACCUUUCUAUUGAAAAGGAGAUUAAAACAUAAUAUUUUACAAUGUAAUAACAUUUACUAAAUAUUGAUUAUAUAAAAAUAAAACACUCUGCUGCUCUAUUAUUGUUUAAUGUAGUAAUUUUAAAGUUCA
Molossus molossus (Pallas's mastiff bat) is the source of this 2363-nucleotide messenger RNA. RefSeq names its product asparagine synthetase domain containing 1 (gene ASNSD1). NCBI's taxonomy places the organism in Eukaryota, Metazoa, Chordata, Mammalia, Chiroptera, Molossidae. The coding region runs from base 335 to 2266 and encodes 643 amino acids. Gene Ontology annotation, molecular function: asparagine synthase (glutamine-hydrolyzing) activity. The transcript is spliced from 6 exons. The record is from RefSeq and is a predicted model, not a curated record.